Molecule: messenger RNA, 1318 nt
Organism: Cryptomeria japonica (Japanese cedar)
Lineage: Eukaryota; Viridiplantae; Streptophyta; Pinopsida; Cupressales; Cupressaceae
Product: 1-aminocyclopropane-1-carboxylate oxidase homolog 12
Exons: 4
Coding region: 39-1235 (398 amino acids)
Source: RefSeq, a predicted model, not a curated record
UAUAAUUUAUAAACAAAGCUCAUAAGUCCACAUUACAGAUGGAUUGUAAAAUCCCUGAGAUAAUAAAUAAACUGUGUUAUAGAAGAGAAGCAACAAGGCUUUCUCCUAUACAUACUCUGCUAACAAUGAAUAUGUGGGAAGCAACACAUAGAUCAGGUCAUAAUAUGGAUUCAAUUGUUGAAUUUGACAGCUCAAAAAUAGGGGUAAAAGGUUUGUCUGAUCUAGGCAUACAACAAGUCCCCCAUUUCUUUAUACAGCCUCCACACACCCGCCCAUUUCAACUUCCCACUCACCCACAAAUUCCCCUUGUCAGUUUCCAUGACAUCCAAGGCUCUCGUCGACCACAGAUUAUCCAACAAAUUCUGCAAGCUUGCCAAACAUGGGGCUUCUUUCAGGUUGUGGAUCAUACAGUUCCUGUGAGUGUUAUGAAGAGUAUUCUGGAAGCUGCUGGGAGAUUUAAUAGAGAACCCAUUGAAGAUAAGAUGAAGUACUACUCUCAUGACUACAAUAAUGCUGUAAAAUUUGCUCCCAGCUUUAAUCUCCACAAGCAAACAGCUGUCGACUGGAAGGAUGCACUGCGUCUGACUUAUGCGCCCGGCUUUCCCCAAUGCCAUGAAUGGCCUGCUACUCUAAGGGAAGAAAGCAUAGAUUUCUGUAAACACAUGAGGGAUUUUGGUGCUUUGGUGCUGACUUUGCUAUCAGAAGCACUUAACUUGGCUCCUGAUUAUCUCACAGAGACCAUUAAUUGUAUGGACCGUCAAAUUAUGAUGAUGAAUUUUUAUCCACCAUGUCCUCAACCAGAUCUCACACUUGGCACAUCAAUUCAUUCAGAUAUGGGAAGUAUAACAGUGUUACUGUUGGAUGAAGUGGGUGGUCUCCAAGUUAAACAUAAUGGUGACUGGGUGGGUGUUGAUCCAAUUCAUGGAGCUUUUGUUAUUAAUAUUGGAGAUCAAUUAGAGAUAUUGUCUAAUGGAAGAUUCAAGAGUGUGGAGCACAGAGCUGUGACCAACGAUGUAGCAGAACGAGUUUCUAUUCCUACAUUUUUCAGUCUAUUAAUGGAAUCCCAUGUGAAGAUUGGACCGAUCCCUCAUUUGCUGAAUUCUGAAAAUCCCCCACAUUACAAAGAAAUUGGUGUAAAUGAAUAUGCAAAAUAUUACAUGAACAAUUCUGAUCAUAGCAAAAGUUGCCUUGAAAUUGUUAGGCUAAAGGGUAGGCCUUUGCAAUCUAGUGUAUAAUAUUUGAGAUAGAAGAAAGGAUGCAUUAGUAUGCCUCAAAGUCUAUUUAUGAUGCCCAUUGUGCAUUAUAAUAAAGUUAUUUU